AUGCAAUGCAUCUUUGCCGUACUAUUGCGGGUAGCUUGGUGGUCAUCGACGACUAAACUCCUAGUGCUCGUCAACCCGUAUGAUACCGGAUACUACGGCGUGUACGACCCCCCAACAAACGGUCGGUUCCCGAUGCCCGACGACGACUCUGGUAUAAUGAUGUCUGUGAAUCGGUUCAUGCUGCCUGGCACUUACAAUGCGCUAUACUGCUCACCAAAUUUGGAGCUCUCUCAGAUGAUCGCUAGGAUUGUCGACGGACUGACUCAAGUGGCUGAACCUAAAAACUCAUUAUUUGGAAUCAAAAAGAGAAAAUUUGAAAGCUGCUACGAAUCAAUUCGGGCUCGGAAUAAAGCUAAACAAAAGAAUGAUGCGCUGAAGAUGUCAGAGAUAAUCCGCGAAACUUCAUGUACGGAAAAAGUAAUAGCGAGCCUAGCCUCUACAAAUAAACUUUCCAUUCACGGAACGUACAGUAGCUUCGCACCAGCAAGGUCCACUGCCUCUAUGUUCAUAGAGGCUGAUAAACCCAUUCCAAUGAGCAAACUAGUUACGAGAGGACACUUCUUCCCAAGGCCCGGCAACUAUCGGUGGCGUGCGUUGGCUUGGUAUCUAGGCCACCUACGCGUAUUUGUAAAAUGUGCGGAUAAAGACGUCUGGUUUCUAUUGGAUGAUAUCGGGGACGAAUGGAAUAGUGGCAGACCAAUCUACCAAUAUUUAUCGACAGUUAACGAAGAAGUUGGAAAAGAUACCAUCCUGGUAAAGAAAAGUAAAAUCUUGAGAAGGCCUUGGGGAGACGCCGUCCCCAGUAUCUCCAAAAUCGAUUCGACUGCGGCACACAGCAGGGAUGGACCGCAUUAUUACAAGCGGAAGAUCUUGACCGGUAGACUUCCAGCGAGCAAGCCAUGGGGAACUUUUGGCUCACGGGUCGAUUGUGCAGAGCUGGACCCUCCAGUAGAGUUGUCACAUAAGAACGAUCGAUUGGGAAGAAAAAGGUUCAAGAAGCUCUAUAAAAAUAAGGAAACGCACUAG
Messenger RNA from Blumeria graminis f. sp. triticale, 1026 nucleotides. The record is from the annotation of a GenBank genome assembly. NCBI's taxonomy places the organism in Eukaryota, Fungi, Ascomycota, Leotiomycetes, Helotiales, Erysiphaceae.